UCGGUGCUUAAAAGCGCAGAUAAUGUUUAAGUUGCGUGACAUUUAGAAAUAGUAAAAGGAAUAAUUGAUAUAUAAUGUAAUAUGAAAAGUGUUUACAUAGAAUAUCAAAAUAAAGUCCCGGAAAAUGGAUGCUUUAAGUAUACUAAUUGCAAUAGGUCUCAUUCAUUGUUCGUUGUUCUUCUUUGAUACAAUUUUUAAGACAUGUUCACAUUAUCCGUAUCUUUACUUUUUAAAAAAUACUGGUUUAGAAGUUCAAGUAUUAAGAAUAAAAUGGUUUACAACAGCAUUUAAUCGCAAAAUAAUAAAAUGGGGAAUGGAUCGUUCCAAAUUUUGGACCGCCUGGUUCAAUGCUGGAGUUAUUGUUUGCAUUAUUCUUCUGCCUAUAGCAACAAUUGCAGUUUUAAAAAUGACAUUCAAUAUAUGGACUAACGGACCAUUCAUUGAUAACAGUAAUUCUGAACCUUUGUUAGAACCUAUGUUACCUGGAAUAGAUGUGCCCUUUAAUGAAAUUGGGUAUUAUGUAAUUACAUUAGCAAUUUGUAGUAUUACGCAUGAGUUGGGACAUGCGUUGGCUGCAGCAAGAGAAGAUGUCCAGUUAUUUGGUUUAGGAAUACUGAUUGCUUUCACAAUACCUAUAGCAUAUGUACAUAUAAGUAGCGAACAACUUGGUUCGUUACCAUUAAAAAAUCAAUUACGAGUUACUUGCGCAGGAAUUUGGCACAAUAUAGUACUCGCAACAUUGGCUGCAACUGUUCUUAUGCUUUCUACAUGGUUAUGGGCACCCUUUUAUUCGCUUGGUAAUGGUAUUUACGUGAAAACCAUUUUACCAAAUUCGCCUAUAUUAGGUUCAGGAGGCCUUCUUGAACAGGAUAUAAUAUAUGAAAUAAAUGACUGUCCUAUAAAACAUAGUGAGGAUUGGUAUGAUUGCAUCUUAAAUACAGUAAAUCAGCCUGCUCUUGGAUAUUGUGUUAAACAAUCAUUUAUUCAGGAAUAUGAUGAGUCAGUUCCAGCCAGGCAAAAGACUAAUGGCGUUAUAAACUGUUGUACUUCGGAUAGCGAGAUUAGCGGUAGUUUGUGCUUCGAAUAUAUUGAGGGACCACAAGCUGCACCUCUUCAUUUACCUCCACACUCUUGCCUUCCAGCUAGGAUUAUGAUCAAUCAAUCACAAAACUUUUGUUAUGCAAGCCAUGAAUGUUUAUUUCAUGAUACUCAUUGCUUGAAGCCUUCUCUUGAUAAUGUUACUAAGAUUGUUCAAAUAAAAAGAAGGGAAGGGAAGGAUGUUCUAUUUUUUGGACAUCCGGCAGACAUUUAUCGAACGGUCGAUGUAUCCGAUUGGAUAUCGAAAUAUUCAUUUUUAAACCCAAAAUUACCAGAAUCUAUGGUGCUUUUUUGCAAAUACAUUACGAUAUUUUCUGCAGGAUCGGCAGUUAUGAAUAUUGUACCCUGUUUCUUUUUAGACGGGCAAUACAUUAUAAAUAUACUUGUACUUUAUUUAUUAAAUUUUACACCACACAAUAAAAAUAUCAGACAAACCAUCAUAUUAACGAUAACAAGUAUAGGUACAUUACUUCUUACCAUGAACUUAUUUUAUUUACUUAUGAAUAAAUUAUUAUAAGUAG
Colletes gigas is the source of this 1619-nucleotide messenger RNA. RefSeq names its product membrane-bound transcription factor site-2 protease (gene S2P). Bases 125 to 1615 code for a protein of 496 amino acids. Gene Ontology annotation, biological process: membrane protein intracellular domain proteolysis; regulation of response to endoplasmic reticulum stress. Gene Ontology annotation, molecular function: protein binding; metalloendopeptidase activity. Gene Ontology annotation, cellular component: cytoplasm; membrane. The record is from RefSeq and is a predicted model, not a curated record. The transcript is spliced from 6 exons. Lineage: Eukaryota; Metazoa; Arthropoda; Insecta; Hymenoptera; Colletidae.